AUGCUGAAUGAGAAGUCAUUACCAGUCAAGAAAGGGUUAAGGAAGACAGAUGAGAGGACGAUUGAUAUCACUCAAGGGAAGAGACUGCCUGAUGAGGAGCCAAGUGUGAAGUCAGUAAAGCCAGCAGUAAAGCCAGAAGUAAAGCCAACAGUAAAGCCAGCAGUAAAGCCAGUAGUAAAGCCAGCAGUAAAGCCAGAAGUAAAGCCAGCAGUAAACCCAACAUUAAAGGCAGAAGUAAAGCCAACAGUAAAGCCAGAAGUAAAGCCAGCAGUAAAGCCAGAAGUAAAGCCAACAGUAAAGCCAGCAGUAAAGGCAGAAGUAAAGCUAACAGUAAAGCCAGAAGUAAAGCCAGCAGUAAAGGCAGAAGUAAAGCUAACAGUAAAGCCAGAAGUAAAGCCAGCAGUAAAGGCAGAAGUAAAGCUAACAGUAAAGCCAGAAGUAAAGCCAGCAGUAAAGAUACGAGACAUGCCAGAGAUACGAGAGAUACCAGAGAUACGAGAGAUACGGGAGAUACGAGAGAUACGGGAGAUACGAGAGAUACGGGAGAUACGAGAGAUACCAGAGAUACGGGAGAUACCAGAGAUACGGGGAUGUGUUUAG
Messenger RNA from Homarus americanus (American lobster), 600 nucleotides. RefSeq names its product non-classical arabinogalactan protein 31-like. The coding region runs from base 1 to 600 and encodes 199 amino acids. NCBI's taxonomy places the organism in Eukaryota, Metazoa, Arthropoda, Malacostraca, Decapoda, Nephropidae. The transcript has 5 exons. The record is from RefSeq and is a predicted model, not a curated record.